Chrysochloris asiatica (Cape golden mole) is the source of this 1461-nucleotide messenger RNA. RefSeq names its product zinc finger protein 649 (gene ZNF649). Gene Ontology annotation, biological process: regulation of transcription by RNA polymerase II. Bases 25 to 1461 code for a protein of 478 amino acids. Gene Ontology annotation, molecular function: RNA polymerase II cis-regulatory region sequence-specific DNA binding; DNA-binding transcription activator activity, RNA polymerase II-specific. The record is from RefSeq and is a predicted model, not a curated record. Gene Ontology annotation, cellular component: nucleus. Lineage: Eukaryota; Metazoa; Chordata; Mammalia; Afrosoricida; Chrysochloridae. The transcript has 4 exons.
UCACUGACAUUCGACGAUGUAGCUAUGAAGUUCACCUGGGAGGAAUGGCAGCUCCUGGACUUGGCUCAGAAAGACCUGUACUGGGACGUGAUGCUGGAGAACUAUAACAACCUAGUGUCUGUGGGGUAUAAAGUCAGCAAACGCGAUGCACUGUCCUGGCUGGAACAAAGAGGAAAAGCAUGGUUUACGUUGGAAAAAAGCCGUAGUAGAGUCUGUUCAGUCAACCAAAGCAGAGAUGAUGAAAUAGCAAACUUAGCUGAGCUGAAUGGAGUGAAGACAACUGUUCUUCACGCUGACCAUGAGCGAUAUUAUACUAAAAUGAAAUUCCCUGAGAGUCGAACCUCCAACAGCACCAAGUCCCACCUCAUCAAGCCUCAGAAAAGUCACCAAAUAGAAAAGCCACACGUGUGCCCUGAAUGUGGGAAAGCCUUCAUCAAGAAGUCUUUCCUUACUAAUCAUCAGAUCAUUCAUACAGGUGAGAAACCACAUAUAUGCAGUCUCUGUGGAAAAGCCUUUCCUAAAAAGUUUAGGCUCACGGAACAUUACCAGACAACCCAUAAAGGGCAAAAACCGCAUAAAUGCCCGGAAUGUGGUAAAGCCUAUGGCUAUGAAUCCGGCCUUAUCAAACAUCAGAAAACUCACAGGGGAGAGAAACCCUACAUCUGCAGUGAGUGUGGAAAAAGCUUCUUCGAGAAGGCAGAUCUCAUUAUUCAUCAGCGAAUUCACACUGGAGAGAAACCCUACAUCUGCAAUGAGUGUGGGAAAGGCUUCAUCCAGAAAGGAAACCUCAUUAUUCAUCAGCGGACUCACACCGGAGAGAAACCGUAUGUUUGUGGCGAGUGUGGGAAAGGCUUCAGUCAGAAGUCGUGUCUCAUCGGACAUCAGAGAUUUCACACAGGAAAGAGUCCCUUUGUGUGCAGUGAGUGUGGAAAACCGUAUUCCCAGAAGUCAGGCCUCAUUAGUCAUCAGAAAAUUCACACUGGCGUGAAACCCUUUCAGUGCAGCGAGUGUGGGAAAGCCUUCAACACGAAGCCAAAGCUUCGUGUCCAUCAACGAUCCCACACAGGAGAGACACCUUAUGGCUGCAGCGAAUGUGGCGAAGCAUUCACCUACAAGUCAUCUCUGUAUUUACAUAAACGAAAACACACGAGCGAGAGGCACGCGGAUGCCAUCAAAACGGAAGACUCAGUCACAUUGGAAGACCCUUUUACGGGGAGUGGUGUGUCAGCCCACACUAGUGAUUUCAUGCCCGAGAAAAGCCCUGUUAACCCACGCCGCAACAGGUCAAACAUCGCCCUGUGUUUUGUACGGAAAUUGCUCAAAUAUGGCCGCUUCCUGAAAGUUACGUUGAGAUGGACGCAGACAUUUUGCCUCAUACGACCGUACGGGAAAUCUCGUAAUCCGCCCUCCUCGUCGGCCCCCGUAGCCCAAGAACGUUUUUCAGGACGAUUGGAGAUGUAG